Messenger RNA from Fusarium poae, 1401 nucleotides. RefSeq lists its product as uncharacterized. The transcript is spliced from 3 exons. The record is from RefSeq and is a predicted model, not a curated record. Gene Ontology annotation, molecular function: RNA-DNA hybrid ribonuclease activity; nucleic acid binding. Lineage: Eukaryota; Fungi; Ascomycota; Sordariomycetes; Hypocreales; Nectriaceae. Bases 1 to 1401 code for a protein of 466 amino acids.
AUGAGCAAAUACUCAUCCCGACAAACCCAGAGAUCAUGGAAAGCUGCUUGUGCAGCUUGGAACGAAGUCCCAGAAGCUCCAAUCAAGGCACUGUCAGCCCAGAGACCGAGAAUCAUUGUCGGUCACCGAUCGUCGGCGAUCAUGCGCGCAUUGAGCGCGCUUGGUGCGCCUCGAAGCGAUUCGCGACUGGUAUUUUGGACUGAUGCUUCUGUAAAAAAGGCUUCCACAGGAUGGGCGGCCGUGUUUCGGGAGGGCUACACCUGGGUGCGCAUCAUGGCAAGAGGGCCGGGCGGAACAUCGAGCAAUAUCGCGGAGCUUCAGGCCAUAGGUCUUGCCCUUGACUACGUGAUACAAUUCGUUGAGAAGAAGACGGAGAGCGACGAGAAGGGGCGACUGCAAAUCCUUGAAGUGUACACCGACUCGAAAGUCGCGUUGAACUUUUUGAGAAAGAUUCUAUCAGACUUGCCACCUUGGGACAUCGACGAAAUCGACGACAGCGACGACACCAAAGCUAAUCAUUACAACAAGAAGAAGAGGGUAUGGCUGUUGACCCAGAUGAUUGCGCAAGAGGUGGGUCGCAAGGCCACAAAGCUUCAAGAAGCUGGCGUGUGUAUCGAACUGAACUGGGUGCCUCGGGACACAGUUAUUGGCAAUAAACUUGCUGAUAAGGGGGCCGCUCUUGCGAGAAUGGGAGUUGGAUGUGAUUAUACCCUUAACAAUGCACUCAUCGAGUUUCUUCCAGCCGAUCCUGUUGGAGAAGGAGACGAGGACCAGACGAGUGUGUGCUUAAACCACGUUUAUAGGACCGUGCCGCAGAGACGUAUGGCGGAAGAAAUUGAGUCGACAAUGAAAGAAAGACAGGCAAAAAUAGAAGAGAUACUCGCAGCGACGACCCAAGAUGUUGCAAAAGAACCUUCAACUGAAGCAGGUACUUGGCAAAGGCCAGAAGCAGAAGCAGAAGCAGAAGCAGAGGCAAAAGCAGAGGCAGAAGCAGAAGCAGAAGCAGAAGCAGAAGUAGAGGCAGAAGCAGAGGCAGAAGCAGAGGCAGAAGCAGAGGCAGAAGCAGAGGCAGAAGCAGAAGCAGAAGCAGAGGCAGAAGCAGAGGCAGAAGAGGCAAGUUGGCAAGACAGCGACUUCCAAACGUAUGCCAGUUCCUGGACUGGAGCGGCAGUCGAAACUGUCGGAGUCACAUGCGAGGAAGUACUUGAGGUUACUGGACAAAGAUCUGAAGUUGGAAAUAAUUGGCACAACGACGACGCUUUGCCUAUAGAUCCGCAGCUGCACCUUUCAUUGCCAGAGAUGAUCAGUGUGGCGACCAGCAAAGUGGCAGAAGAAGAGACAACUCAAACUACUGGAGAAUGGACAACACCAGCACCAGAGACAGAAGGACUGGCAAAUUAG